UGGAAUUAGCUGCGCCCUGAGGUUCUGUGAGACAAAAAACAUAGCCUUUUGAGGUCCAUGCUUUUUCCAAGAUAUCCUCCGGUGACCCCGGAUUCGACGUACACUUGCUCUGAGUUUAAUAUGCUUGUUCCCACCGAAAAUAUCUAGCCUCCCUAAAUUUUUUAUUAAUCAUCGCUUUCUUUUCAUCAUUCUUUCAUCAUACAUUGUGUACCUUGCAGCAUUUUCUUCCAAACGACGACUUGGUCCUUCAAUGGAAGCCUUUUUGCGGAGCAGCACCCCAGAAUUGGUGCAGCUAGGCCUGAUUGAUGAAGAUUGGUCCGCCUUUUAUUGCGGACAUCAACCGCCAACCCCCGGCCCAUCUGUCCAUCAGGCCAUCGGCUUCUACCCACCGUACGAUAAUCCCAAUAACGUACAACUUGGCCUUCACAACAGUUGGCCUGCUUGCAAUCAUGCACAUCUCUCUCCCUGGCCACUAGUAACGCCAGCACCAGAUGGUACGCAGUUGCCUUGGACACUCGGCCAGGAGACUUACCCUGCACUUCGACAAGACAGUGAAAGCUACUGUGGCACUGAGGCAACGGGGAUAUCUCCCGUCGAUUCGUCUGCCGGUCAAGAUCCAGCAGAAAAUGGCCCACCGGUAGCCUAUGCCUUACUACCGAAAAAGCAACUCCGCCGGGGUCGCAUGAAGCGGACCCCUCCUAUUCCGAAUCAGUCUCCCCUUCGGUGUCGGACCAUUCUCCCAAAUCCCGCUCAGCUUGCUGCUCAGCACUCUGAAGAUGCAGAGAGUAACGGGCCGAAGAAGAAGCGCAAGUAUUCGGAGGAAGGCAAAGCAAAGGUCAAUGAGGUGCGGAGGCUCGGAGCAUGCUACCGUUGUCGAAAACUGAAGAAACCGUGUACCGGACAACUCCCAUGCCCCAGCUGCGUGGAUAGAGACAAGAAACGACUAUGGCGAGGCCCCUGCACAAGGAUUGAUCUCAAUGAUCUCAGCAUCUAUAGCACUGACCAGUGGAGCUCACUACUCCAAUCCAUUACGACCCUUCAACAUGACCAAUCUUGGAGCGAUGAAUUCAUGACCUGGAAGGUGCGCGGCGGAAAUGGGCCAGUGUUAAAGUUUCAACUCCGCGGCAUCCAAUCCGACUAUUUGUGCAGCAAUUUCGUCGGUGGAAUGUCAAACGUGCCCACUCUGGCUCAAUUCGCAUUGGUCCCCAAAGACGACAAGACCUCAGUUCCGUUUUCUGCAGAGGACUUUGAUGCCUUUGUGGAUGGUAUCCUUCACGAGAUCCCUAGCCGAAUCUUUGUCACGUUCCUGGCCUGUCUUUUACAAAAGAUUGUCGAUUAUGCUGUGGAGACAAAGGACACAUUACUUGCCCUGGCGUUGCGGUAUUAUGGCUACUGCCGCCUUGCCCAUGGAUUCCUCCGCGGUCUCUGCUACGAGGGCUACCAUGGCGGGGUCGGCGUGGGCGUCUGGCUGCGCAAGAUUUUUAAAUGGGACGAGAUUAGUAUCCUGCUAAAGAUGCAGCUCUUGCAAUUUACUUCUGAACGAGCAAAGGCUCUAGAGAAGAGACUCUUUGAAACAGUCCAAGCAAGACUGACCGUCGCGAAGAAACAAGAAGCAUUCGUGCCGACAUUGCUGGCUCUCUCGAUUCUCGUCGAUCAGCUAGACUGCAAUAUCCACGAGGGGAUAUGGUUAGAGAAGCCGGCCGUUAACAUGGUGUGCCCACAAAAGACAGCCAUUCUCGGAGAUAUUCCUACAGAACGAUUAGGUCAUGCUCUUACGGAAAGGGCGUCUGAGUUGGCCAAUGCCGCUGUAAAUUUUAGCCAUCUUGUCACAGACCGUGUGCUGCCAGACGACUUUAUUCCAUCCGCAAAGAAGCAACCCACAUCCGACCAGGAAUUCUUGUUGACGCUGCGCCGUGUUCUCCGCGGUCCUCGCCACCAUCUCCCACGCACGAACCCAGUAUUUCUCGAGCGAGUAAUAUUCUCAGACAGUAUCCUAAAAUCUCAAUCAUCGCCAUCAUUUACCCUUUGCACGGCAUCGUCCACCCAUGAUCAGACUACAAUCCAUUCUCCAUCCGCUACUUUAGCCUCCACCAAGCCUCACGCCGACUGUGAUCAUCAUCACGGUCUAACUCAUCCGCCAGCUAGCACACUAUCCUCCUCAGCCACAUGUUCAACUAAUACUUGCAAUCAUCCCAAUGCUGAAGCAAACGACGAAAUGGACACCGACGAUGCCGCGCACAUCAACGAGACCUGCUCUUGCGUCGAGAGUCUCCUCAAACGCUCCAUCCGCGACGGCGAAGACGUGACCGACCUUCUGCUUCGAUUAAACAACGUUCCCCUUUCUUCUUCGACUUAUACCCUUUCCCGUUCCAAUUCCCCAUCCCCAUUUCCGCCAUCUUCCUCUACCACUUCUUCCUCAUCAUCUGCGGUGUCUUCAUCACGCAAACCAAAAUCUCGCAUUACUAAAGCCCAACCCACCACCUCGUCUUCUUCAUCCACAUUCACAUCCACAUCUACAUCAUCACAUUCGUCAACCAACGUAUCCCUAUUCCGACCAAACUGGGCAUGGCCAUUAAUAUCAACCAUUCCUGCCCCCACCACCACCACUUCCGCCACUCGCGACACUUCUAGUACUACCAGCCCAACAUUUCCAGAACUCGGGCUAAAUCUUGCAUCUGGACCCGGAUACGGGCCUGGAUAUGGACCUGGACCCGGCCCUGGAUCUGGACUCGGAGUCGGAUACGGAUACGGCUUCGGCCUCAACUCCUGCAAUUGUCGCCGCUACGACUACUUGCACAACUGGACCUUUGAGCCCGAAGCCGACUGCGUGCGGUGCGAAAAGAUGGUCAAAUGGCGCGGUCAAUUGGUCUGUUUUGGCCGGUUGGAAGGGGAAGGGCCACUGUCUAGAUUUUUGGCUGUUCCUCAAUGACUGUAGUUUGUUUGUAGUUGUAGUGGGUUACCGUUUCUGUUGCUGUACCAUGCAGAUGCUGUACAGUGCCCGUGCGUUGCAAUUGCCACUGGCUCAUGACCUAUAAUGUCUGCACACAUUUCGUUGCAUUUGAUACAGAAGAAUAGAAUAGAAUAUACCAUUUCAAUAUCGAUACACUUGGACAUACAUAUUGACACGCAAAUAUGCCAUUAACGAAUUUGACAUGGAGGG
Xylona heveae TC161 is the source of this 3160-nucleotide messenger RNA. RefSeq lists its product as hypothetical. The coding region runs from base 251 to 2929 and encodes 892 amino acids. The record is from RefSeq and is a predicted model, not a curated record. The transcript has 6 exons. NCBI's taxonomy places the organism in Eukaryota, Fungi, Ascomycota, Xylonomycetes, Xylonales, Xylonaceae.